Molecule: messenger RNA, 2651 nt
Organism: Leptopilina heterotoma
Lineage: Eukaryota; Metazoa; Arthropoda; Insecta; Hymenoptera; Figitidae
Product: junctional adhesion molecule 2A-like
Exons: 6
Coding region: 413-1486 (357 amino acids)
Source: RefSeq, a predicted model, not a curated record
UCUCAACGCGGCAGCACGUUUUGGAGGGAGAUUUUCGACAUUUCGUCUCUCUGCGAACAACCCCCGUGUGUAUAGGGACCCGCCCACCUUCAACUAUACACGAAUCUUACCCCCUUUUUUUCAAACACUCUCUUCUCUUAACGCUUUUCAAGAAAGUACGCGAGAAAAAAAAAAUUUUUCCAUCAUUUAAAUUAGUUUUUCUUGUUUUCCAAAUUUCAAAAGUUUUUUAUUCGUAGGUAAAUUUCGAAAAAAAAUUCCAAAAAAAGUUUUUUUUUUUUAGAAGAAGUGUAAAAUGUUUUGAAAAGAGGAAUUUUCUUCGAAAAGACAAGUUUUAUGGAAGACAAAUAUUUCUUAUUUUUACAUUAAUAAUAAUAAAAAAAAGUGAGUGAAUCAAAACCAAGAGGAAAAAAAAAUGGAUGUGAGACGAAAAUCGUCUUGUUUUUAUCCGACAUUAGACGGCGGUGGUGAGAGUGGUGAAUCUGGUGUUAAAAAAGUUUUUCGAUACAACUGUGUUGAAAGUUGUCAAGAUUGUUGUGAAGAGGUGAGAGAGAAAUUGGUAAAAAGAAGUGGAUAUUCAAGGAUGUGCUUGGUGACAAUUAGUGUUCUUGUGAUCCUGAUGAGCUAUCCUCAGGGAAUAAUGGCCCACUCGAAUAAGGGUGAGUUCACUUCCCACCUAUUUUCCCUUAUUCUUCGUGGUGGAGACAUAAGAGUGAAUGUCAUAGUGCCUAAGGAAGCCGAAGUUGGCAAAUCCAUAAAUUUAAAAUGCGAGUGGAGUCUCAGCAAAGGGGAUGCUCUUUACUCGGUAAAAUGGUAUAAAGACGAUCACGAAUUUUUUCGAUACGUUCCCGACCAGCAUCCGAAAAUUCAGACCUUUCCAUUAAACGGAGUCUAUCUCGACAAGACGGAGAAAACGGAGAAUUCGAUACGGUUGACGGAACUUACUUUAGGAAGUUCCGGCCAAUACAAGUGCGAAGUAUCCACGGAGGCACCAAACUUCGCCACAACCUAUCGCAAGGCAAAUCUCACAGUCAUUGUACCGCCGGAAAGAAAUCCAGAAAUCAACGGUCUGGUUGGUGAAUACACGACUGGUGAAAAUAUCACCGCUAACUGCACAGCUUUCGCCUCAAUUCCGAAGGCAAAAAUGCAUUGGACCAUUAAUGGAGAAACGGUGUCGCCAGAAAAUACAGUGUUUCAUCAAAUGCAACCAAUCAAUCCCUAUGGCGCAAUCAUUGUUCCCAACAGAAUUGGAUUGCGAAUACAAGCGGAUGUAAAGCACCACGAACGCAGUGGUCGUAGUGAAGUCAAAAUUCGUUGCAUUGCAAAAGUGGGUUCGAAAAAUUACGAGACCGAGAAGCGAGUUACAAUUUAUCAAUUGGAUAAUCAAAGGUUGCGUGCCAGCGAUUUACGCGGAGGUUCCUAUUCAAUUCGUGGCGAAUUACUAUUCACCAUUAUCUUACCAAUUUUCUUGGCAUUAAUUUCGACGUGACCUGUACAUUUCAACAAUGCAAUCAGUCGAUUUCCCUUCUAGACAACGUGAUGUCAGUAUUAAUUAUGUACUCGUUCACGUCGGUUCAGUGUCAGUCGUCCGAUCCUUCGUAUAUAUAUAUAUAAAUAAAUAAAUAUAAAUAUAAAUAUAAAUAUAAAUAUAAAUAUAAAUAUAAAUAUAAAUAAAUAUAAAUAUUUAUUAUAUUAAUAAAAAAACAAGUUAAAAAAAAGAACAUUUAAAAUUAAGAGUUAUAAAUUUGUAAAUGAGUCUCGAGUGUCGUAUGAAUGUCACAAUUUGCGUAAAUGUUACCAAUAAGCGUAUUAAAGCGUUUUACAUGAUGAGAUAAGAUUAAAAAUUAAGCUCAUAGUAAUUUAAUUAAUUUAUUCAUUAUUUAUUAAUUAUUAAAUAUUAAAUAAUUAAAUAAUUAUAAAUUUAAAUAGAAAUUUAUUUUUUCUAUUUUUACAAACAAAUUUAAUUUUUCUAUUCUCGAAUAAAGUCAACUGGAGUCAACGAACAUAGAUUCAAAAUAAGAGAAACAAUUUUUUAUAAACAAUUUUCUUUUUUGACUGAAAUCUACACUCAACGAAUGCUUUUUUUUGUACAAACCUUUUUUUACUAUAUAAAUACAAAUUUUUUAGUUUUAAGCAAAAUAAAAUUUUUUCAUAAAAUAUUUAUUAUUUAUUUUUUAUAAUUUGUAUAAAUAAAUAUUUUUUUUUUUUGAGAGAGAGAGAGUGAUGAAUUCCAUAUCAAAGUGUGUCUUUUCGGUAAAAAAAAAAAAUUUUUUGUCAUAUAUAAACCGAUUCUAGAAUUAUUAUUCUUAUUAUUAUUGUUAUUGUAGGUAUAUACGUAUAUAUAUAGAUAUAAUAUACUUGGAUGGUAAUAAUUCUCGUCAAAGCGAAAAAUAUUAUUUAAAAAUAAAUUAUUCAAUCAAUUAUUCCAAAAUCGUAUUGGAAAUUAAUAAUAAUAGUAUUGUUAAAAGAGUUAUUAUUUCCAUCCAAAUUUGUAAAUAAACCGAAAAAUAACUGAUUUCUUCAGCGAUCAAUCUCAUCGUGUAUAAAUAUUUCGAAAAGAAAAACCUCUGAAAGUUAGUCAAUCAUUAAGAAGAAAGCGGCCAACGUUUUUCUGUCAAUUUUCAAUUGAAUGUUAAUAAAUUUCUUCUUGUCAA